AUGGCAUGCUUGUACUUGGCAUGUCAAGAAGAGGGUUUUCCAAGGACAGUAAAGGAAAUUCAAAGUGUUGCUGGUGGAGCCAAAGAGAAGCAGAUUAACAAGGCUAUAGGAGUAUUCAAUAAGCAUUUGCAGGUAGGCAAAAAUUAUGACAAGGCACAAGCCCUAGACAUAGGUGAAUGCUUCUGCUCCGAGCUUGGCCUUGCCAAUCAUGUAAUUAAGGCUGUGAGAGAAGUGCUGCACAAAGCACACGAGUUUUAUGUAAGGAGGAAGCCUUCUAUCAUCUUGGCAACAACAAUUGAUAUGGUUGAUCAGCUUUCUUCGAAGAAUAAGAUCUUUCAAGGCAGGGUUAUCCUUUGA
This is a messenger RNA of Glycine soja, 357 nucleotides long. RefSeq names its product transcription initiation factor IIB-like. Gene Ontology annotation, molecular function: TBP-class protein binding. NCBI's taxonomy places the organism in Eukaryota, Viridiplantae, Streptophyta, Magnoliopsida, Fabales, Fabaceae. The coding region runs from base 1 to 357 and encodes 118 amino acids. Gene Ontology annotation, cellular component: nucleus; transcription preinitiation complex. Gene Ontology annotation, biological process: transcription preinitiation complex assembly; DNA-templated transcription initiation. The record is from RefSeq and is a predicted model, not a curated record. The transcript has a single exon.